CAUUUUAAUUUUGUUUCCUCUGUCGUGGAAUGACGCUCUGCUGCCGAUAUUAAAUAAAUUGAAUGAUCUUUAAAGUUUAACAACGUAUGUGAUAUAUUUCAUUGUGAACUAUUUGUGUACAAAAAAUGUCAAUGCUGAUUGUUUGAAAACGUAUAACUUUGUGUAUUUGUAGGUAACGGUGCAACAAUGAGUGUCAUCAUACGCCUGCAAAACCUCCCGUGGUCCGCCAAUGCCCUGGACAUUAGGAAUUUCUUUCGAGGACUCUCAAUACCGGAAGGGGGAGUCCACAUCGUAGGAGGCGAGCUCGGAGAUGCGUUCAUUGCUUUCAGUACGGAUGAAGACGCGCGUCAAGCGAUGAUGUUAGAUGGCGGCAAAAUAAAGGAGAUACAAGUGAAACUAUUGCUCAGUUCUCGUUCAGAGAUGCACAAAGUCAUAGAAGCGGCGAGACAGAGUGUACCGAUCCUGAGUUUGACCACACCAGCACCUCCUGUAGCCCCCGUCGCACCUCCGGUGACGCUUCCACAGCAGUUGGUACCUUCUAUACCACCCACCAUAACACCUUUCUCAACUGCAUUAGGUAACAAUCCAUUAGCAAACUUUGGCAUUCCUGGCAUUGGAAAUCCUCAAGAGAUCCCGCAACCGGCCGUCAUAGAACCUCCCGCACCUCUCGUCAGCCCAACUACAAAUCUUUCAGCAGAAGAAGAAGACAAGGAACCUGAGAGAAAAAGAAGUAGAGAGAAAGAAAGGCGUCGAUCCAAGUCUCGUUCUAGAUCACGAGACCGGAAAGAUAGAAAGAGAGAUCGACGGGAUAGAUCACGUUCCAGAGAGAGACGGCGACGUGACCGCAGCCGGAGUAGAGAUAGACGUGACCGUAAACGUGAUAGGAAAGACCGCAGUCGAUCCCGCGAUCGUUCACCAUCAAGAAGGUCUCGUGAUCGGCGCAAUGAUCGCAGAUCGCCUCAGAGCUCUCAGGAGAAAAAUAUCGAAGUUCAAAAUAUCGACAAUGUUAUGCCACCGGGACCACCAUCCAUUGCCAAUAACAACACUAAUUUUCCACCACAACAAAUGUUGCAUGGUGCACUGAUGCCAAACGGUGCUAUAAGCGCAGGAGAUGGACAAGCAAAUCUUUUUAACGAUCCUUCAAUGGCAGACGCAUUUAACAAACUUCAAGAGCUUGGCAAAAAACGUAAUCCCAAUGCUUUUCAAGGUGAUCAACAAAAUGGUACUGGAAGAUUCCCAGGCGGUAGGGCCGCUAAUGCACAGCGCGGUGGGAGUAGUUACCGUCGCGAAGGUCGGCCUUCGCGUUUUGAUAAUGAUCAACAGAGAGACUGCUGUGUUGCUAUCAGAAAUGCACCGAAUCAUACCAGUUACGGUGACGUAAGACGCUUUUUCCCAUUUAUGAUUGACAAACAUGGUAUUAAAAUGAUAAACGAUACCAUGGGACGAAGGACAGGAAAUAUCUACGUACGAUUCUGCGAUCCCCGGUCCAAACAUUUAGCUUUACAACGGAAGAAUAACGAGCUGAAAGGUUCGCCGGUUAACGUGGAAACUUUAGAUGACGAUGAAUACGAAACGGCUGUGGACUCAUUUCUUCCAUACAGGGAGGAAAAUGAUGACGAAGAUCCAGCCCUUAUUAUCGCUGAUAAUGAUGAUUCCCAACCACCUUACACUGUUCUGAAAUUAUCAGAUCUACCCAACUUUGUGAAGGAACAUGACGUCAUCAAAGCGUUCAGUGAUUUUUCACUUCUAUCCAUUGCUUUAAAUGACUGUCGUGUGACUCGGUCUAAAAUUGCAUAUGUACAGUUUGUAAAGCCAGAAGAUGCAAAGGCAGCUUUUGAAAGAAAAGAAAGACAUACUAUAUUCGGAAGACGCCCACCCACAAUCGUUACAAUGACCAGUGAAGAUUAUGAAAAAGAAAGGAUUUCACAAAAUGAUAAACCACAGGAUCCAGUGCUGCCGAUAGUCCAGGAGCAGCAACCAGAACCGGUUGUACCACGUGAUCCUCGACAACGACGUCAGUUCGAAGAUAAAGGGCGUAAGGUAAAUCCACAAGCACAGCCCGCUGUUGCAGGGGCGCCCUUUUUCAAUGCCCCUUUUAUUCCACAGCAAGGUUUCGGUGGACCGUUUCCCGGUGCACACCAAUUUACUGGGUUUCCCGCUCCUACAGGUAUAGAUGCUCAUGCUGCAGCAGCCAACUGGGCCGCUCGCCCCACAUUCGCUAAUCAAAUGAAUCCAAUGGCCGGGCCACCACAAGUUCCUAAAACAAACGCAAUAACUUCCGAUUUAAACGACGAGCCCUUAGACUGUGUACUGAUGAAGGGCUUACCACGAGCAUCAACAGAUAGAACAAUAGUGACAUUCCUCUCCGACACUAGUGCCGUACCAGCUCGUAUACACCUUAUGCUGGACUCUAGCGGCUCACCUUCCGGUGACUGUUUUUGUGAAUUCAGAUCUCCACAAGAAGCUAGAAUGGCUGUUAAAAAGCACGGCCAAAACUUAGAGGGGUGUCGAGUUACUGUCGAUCUCGUAGCACGUAGUGUAGUCGAAGAAGCAUUAGAAUCGAAGAAUCAACCUGAAGGCUUAUUGGGCAACGCUCCUGCCGUUCCACCAUACUUUGAUGCUCCGCGUGGAGGGUUUAUGAAUAGGGGUGGACCAUAUCGCGGAGGCCGCGGCGGUUUUGAUUCCAACAGAGGUUUCGAUAGAGGUGGAUAUAGGGGUGGCUUUGACCAAGGUCGCGGCAACUACCGGGGUCGUGGUUUUGACAGAGGAGGUCGCGGCUUUGAUAGGAGCAGAGGACGAGGAUUUGGACGAGGACGUGGUGGUUAUGAUAAUAAUCGCGACCGGGAGAUGCGAAAUGACGACGAACAAGACCCAGCGUUGGAGGAUUUCGGAGCCCCAGGUUGCGUGGUUUCAAUGGAGAACGUACCAUUCCGUGCCACUAUUGAUGAUAUAAUGAACUUUUUCAGUGAAUUUGAAUUAACACAGGAUGACGUAAUAAGAAGAUUUAACGAACGAGGGCAGCCCACGGGAGAUGCGCGGGUCGCUUUCCGCACACCAUUCGACGCUCAACGUGCGGUCAAGACGCGGCACAUGGACAUGAUUCAUGAUAGACGCAUCAGCCUUACAAUUCUUUAGCACACAACAAAUGAGCUCUACGAAACGGUAUCCGAGGACUCUUUGGAUUAACCGUGUGUAUAUUGAUCAUAUUAGCCAAUACAGAUCGCGGCAAACUACUUGUGCGUUACCAUAGACAAAGAUGCUUGAUUAGGAGUGGUCUUUGCACGUUAAAUUAUUACUGUGCAAGUCAUGUGGUAUUGAAAUAGUGUUCCAAAUUUAGAAUUGUGCAAGGUACAUAAAUGUAUGUACCGUUUGAAUGACUAUGAAGGGACUAACUAGCCCACCGUAUCACGGGGAAUACAUAGUGUGACAUUGAUUUAGUUAUAUACCUAUUUUUUUUAAUAGUUCCACGUUAAUACAUCGUAUUAUUGAUGUAUAUAUAUAGAAUUAACUAAAAAUAAAAUCUAGAAAUACAAGAGUUUACGUAUUUCAAUAAGUGUG
Achroia grisella is the source of this 3558-nucleotide messenger RNA. Its product is annotated as RNA-binding protein 12. Gene Ontology annotation, molecular function: RNA binding. Gene Ontology annotation, cellular component: ribonucleoprotein complex. The transcript is spliced from 3 exons. The coding region runs from base 187 to 3135 and encodes 982 amino acids. Lineage: Eukaryota; Metazoa; Arthropoda; Insecta; Lepidoptera; Pyralidae. The record is from RefSeq and is a predicted model, not a curated record.